Messenger RNA from Blepharisma stoltei, 3178 nucleotides. The record is from the annotation of a GenBank genome assembly. NCBI's taxonomy places the organism in Eukaryota, Ciliophora, Heterotrichea, Heterotrichida, Blepharismidae.
AUGGAACCUCAACUAAAUAUUCAAGGAAGGGCAUUUAAAUUAGAACAACAGCUUUCCAACGAAGAAUUUGUAGCCCAAGACAAAAAUUCAGGCCUGAGAUACUUGCUAAAAUAUAUUAAAUCCCCAAGCCCUCAAAGAAUCAAGCUUCUCAAGAAUGAAAUUCGAAUCCUCCGAGAACUAAAUCCCCACCCAAAUAUCAUUACUUUGCACUCUGCAAAGGAAUCUGAAGGCUCCUAUUUAUUUCUGUAUGAGCAUUGUGAGGGCGGCUCCUUGCAAAACAAAACAGUGCAAGAUCCUUUAAAAGCAUUAUAUCAAAUUUCCUUACUUUGCCCUUCUGUGAUGUGAGAUUGAAGUGAUUUUUGCCCAAUGAAGAUUAAUUUUUUUGAAAUUUCUUUUAUUUAUUUUAUAAAAUUAAUGGCUUAGAAUGCAAUUUUAUUUAAAAUUCAAUAGAAUUACUAGAAAUUUCAUUAUAGGAAUUAUUACAUAUCAAUAUUUCUGCUCACUUACUGGGCUUUUCAUAAAAGUAAGAUUUUUCCAAUGGUUUUUCUCAAUAAGAAGCUGAAGGUAGCGCUCCAACAUAUGCACCAAAGAAGCAUCCCAAUAAUCCACAGAAAUAUAACACCUUAUAAUAUUUUAUGCCAAGGUGAUGAGUAUAAGGUAACUGGGAUGGAAUCUGCGUCAGAGCAAUAUACAAGUUUGACUGAUUUAGAUUUAUUUAAUAGGGACACUGAGCUACUACAAAUCAGUGAUCUCAAAUGAAGAGCGCCAGAGCUGAUAGACCCUAACCCUCAUUAUAUUAUUGAUAAUAAAACGGAUAUAUGAGGACUGGGGAUGGUGUUUUAUUACAUCCUAUUUGGAAUUUCUCCAUUUCCUGACCUGAAAUCACAACAAGAAGGGGUGUGAACAACACCUCGAGAAGUCAGCUGAAAGAUAAGAGAACUGCUGCAAGUGAUGCUGAACCCAAAUCCAUUGAAAAGAGCUGAUAUUUAUUCUGUUUUAACUAAGCUAGACGAGCAUAAUCCUAACCAAGACUCUCACUCCUGCGCAACAUCUUGUUUUCCUAAAAUUUCUCCAUUUUCGAGACUAAAAUCAAAAAAAUCCACCCAAGGCCUAAUACAAAAUGGGACAUAAAACAUUUUAUAGUAAAUUACAGGACUUUUUUUUCAUAAAAAUAUUUUUCAUGCGAAUUUUGAAAUAUUCCUAAUCCUUUUAUAGGGAAAAAACUCUCAAGUUAUUUUAUAUGUCUACAAAAUGCAUGCUCAAAUAAUUCUUUACCACUAAAAGAAAUUUUUUCAAAAAAACUAGUUGCAAAAGUCUGGGCAAAGCCAAAAAAAAUUAAUAAAUUUUAUGCAGAAAUGCUAAGGCUUCAAGGACUGGAUAACCCUCAAGUAAGGCUAAAAGCAUUAACAUUGCUUUUAAUUUACUUACAAGAAGGGCCUUUAUAUGUGUAUCAAAACACUCCUGGCGCUGUAGAAGUUUUGCAUUAUAUAGAGUCUUAUUGCUCUGUAAGACCAGGACAUCCACUUAAAUCAGAUUUUUUUAGAAGGGUUACAAAUUCAUUUGCGGCAGCCAUAAAGCAAAAAUAUUACGUCACCAAGUCUAAUAUUGGCAGCUUUAACGGGCGAUUUGUAAUUAACCAUGAAAACGGACAAUUUAAUUGCCAAGUCGACAUGCUGCUUAUUGAUGACUUGCUAUUUUAUUGGCAAUCCUUAAUAAAAAUCCACGAAAUGCUUGCGACUGGUUCACAUCUUGAAGCAAUAUGCAAAUCAAUCAGAAUUUUGCUUAUAAAUGAGCAGCAAAGACUAUUAGAAAUAAUAAGCCCCUGCAUAAAGAAAUUAUCAUUAUCUUCUCAAAACAAUGAUUUAUCAAGAGAGUUCAAUAAAGCCUACUUUAAAGCUAAAACUUUAUUUGAAAUAGACAACACUGAGAUCCCUUUAAACCCUAUCCCAACCUCAGAAAUCCCUGAAAUCCUAAUAGACGACCCUAUAUAUGAGUCUUCCAAAAACAAUAACAAUGUCCCAAUAGGCGAGAUCCACCGGCAGUCUCAAAAUUCUCCAUCCUCAAGCUCCUCCAGCUCUGAAUCUUCAGACGACGAUUUUCAGCUAGACCAGCAGCCUUUACCUCGGUUUUCUUCAGUCCAGCUGCAGCCCGCUAUAAUAGAAACCCAUUAUUCUACUGCCAGAUGUGAACAUUUAACAACAGUCCAUGACUAUGAUUUAAUUGAUUUAUCCCAAGACCGCAUAGAAAAAUUCACCAAUCACCUUAAUGAGCAAUACAAUUCUUGAAUAAUUGACAUAAAAAAUGUCAGAUGUAUGCGACAAAUAGGCAACGGCAGCAGCAGUGAGGUCUGGCUUGGCCUUUAUCAGAAAACCUUUGUGGCUGUAAAGAAGCUAAAACAUACAGAAAAACAAAGCAUAAAAGAAUUCGGAAGAGAAGUCAGCUUGCUAAUAAAGCUUAGACACCCAAAUUUAGUACUGUUUAUGGGAGCUUAUAUAGGAGAAGACCAGCUUUGUGUGCUGACUGAGUAUUGUCAGGGUGGGGAUUUAUUUCAGCUUCUCCAUAAGCGGAAAGAUAUUUUUAUUUCGUGGGAGCAGAAGCUUAAGAUAUGCCAUGAUGUCGCGGUUGGGAUGAAUUAUUUGCAUUCCAAUAAUUUCUAAAGAUUUUUAAUAUAAAAAAUAUAGGAAUUCUCAUAAGAAAUAAUUUAAAUUUAUUAUAAAUUAAUAUACACAGAGACUUAAAAUCGCUUAACUUGCUAUUGGCAUCUCCAUUAUUACGCCCUACUGAUUCUGUGACUGUAAAAAUCAGUGACUUUGGGCUAUCCAAAGAAUUCAAGUUUAACGGAUUUAUGACAGGGCAGCUAGGAACUUGUCAUUGGAUGGCUCCAGAAGUGCUAAGUUCUUCAGAUUAUUCGUUAAAAGCUGACAUAUAUUCAUAUGCGAUUGUGAUGUAUGAGAUCAUUACAAGAGAAAUUCCUUAUAAAGGACUAUCUCAUGAUACCAUAAAAGAAAAAGUCCUAGGGCAGCAUCAAAGACCUGACAUGUCAUUAAUACCACCAAGCUGCCCGAAAGCUCUGGAAAAACUAAUGGCAAUGUGCUGGAGAUCUGACCCUAAUAAAAGACCUCAUUUUUCAGUCAUCGUGGAUAUGCUGAACUCAAUAGAACUGCCUAAAUCUCAAUAA